Molecule: messenger RNA, 2336 nt
Organism: Phytophthora nicotianae INRA-310
Lineage: Eukaryota; Oomycota; Peronosporomycetes; Peronosporales; Peronosporaceae
Exons: 1
Coding region: 120-2168 (682 amino acids)
Source: RefSeq, a predicted model, not a curated record
AGUGUCGCCAUCAGAGAGGGGGCAGACCGCUGUGGUUGGUGGGUUGCUCUGGCCCUCAGUUCGAGUCCAAGCGCAAGCAGAACAAGCCCAAGAAAGAAAAAGCGAACAACAGGGACACUAUGGAUCUCUCCAUGAUCCUGAGUCCUGCCCUCGAGGAGGAGCAACAGGCGCCGCGCGCCCCUCCCUUUCGUCAGGAGCGUGAGCCUAGCCGCAAGUGGAGUGCUGACGAGCUCCAGUGUGCCGUGGCGAUCCUCCAGGACUUCCAGCAACCGUCGGCCGAUUCGCCCGUAGCUUCGCAGGUUGACGGCAUGCAUAGCCGAGAUGACGUCAAACCGACGCCGUAUUACAUUCGUCAGGAGCAGGGGUACAAGCAGGAGGAACGAGAGCCUUUUAAGCCGAUUUUCACUCGGUCGGCCGACGAUGCCGUCCAAGCGGCUGCUACUGGUAGCCGCCGGGGCGGAGAGGAAACAAAAAAGAGAAAAACUCAGAAGCAGAAUCCCUCUUCCGCUGCUUGGGAAGAAGACAAAUUGUCCAAACUAGACCUACUAGUCCAGGCAGACGCCGUCAUCAAGCGUCGCCCUACCAAGACACCGUCUUCGCCCUCAUCGAACUAUCUUCGCAGUGGAGUCUGGUCUCUUGCUGAAGAAGAGUACGCCGCUGCGCUCGUGUCCUUCUUCCUUGAAGGACUACUGGACUUACCCGAGGGCGUGACGCUCCGCAAGUUCCUGGCAGAGAAAUUAUGCUGCAACCGCCGCCGCGUCUCGAUGAAACUAGGAACAGAGUCAUUGGCCGGUCGGAAAAUCCCUAGGAAGGUUGGAGCUUCGGUGUUUGUAGCUGCCAAUCCUCCUCCAAGUGAGGAGGUACGACAGGAAGUUGAUCGUGAGUUAGCAGAGCUCCGAGAGGCCAACUUCACCUCUGGACUAUUGAACAGCCGCCGUUACUACGGCGAAGAAGGGGAUGACAUUUAUUCACAACAGCGCAGACUGUAUAAACUGGGUGAGUAUGAGGAGGAGGACGACGACGAUGCAUUCCGUCUCCACCAGAAGACGCCUGGUCAUGGCUACAAGAGGAAGGCAGAUCGAAAUGACUUCAAGCCCAAACGCGGCAAGCCAACAAUCAUUCGCACAGGUUUCGAGUCGCCCGAAGAGGAAGAGUUCGUCACUACGAUGUUCGAGUACUUUACAGCCGGAUCUCUGGAUCUGCCUGAAGGCACGAAGCUAGUUACUUACCUGUGCCAACAGCUAGGCUGCACGCCGAAGCAGUUGUCUAUGAAGCUUGCACCACAGCGCAUGGGCGAACGCAAAUUUCCGGACAACGUCGGCUCCAUUACGUACGUGCGCAAGGUCACAGGUGCAGGCAAUGCCUCGUCGGAUAGCUCGGAUGACGAUGACUUCUCGGAGGAGCUGUUUGAGGUGGAAAGCCGCAUCACGGAGCUGCGUCUUGCUCACGAGGAAGCGCAUAAGAAAGUUCCUCCACCAGUGGCCACACCAGUGAAGCGCGAGCGUAAGCUCAGCACUGCCAGUGUAUCUAGCGCUGGGACAGCGAGUGUGGCCAGUACGCCUAGUGUAAGCCCUGUGCGUGUGUUCCGGCGUAGUGGUCCGUGGUCGCACGAUGAAGAAGUGUAUGCAGCUGCGCUUAUCGACGCGUUCUUUAAGGGUGUGCUGGAUGUUGCCGAGGGAACUACGCUGCGAGCUUUUCUGUCGUCACGGCUGUGCUGCAAUCCCAUGCGCAUCUCGAAGAAGCUCGCGAGCGAGUCCAUCGCUGAGAUCCCGAUCCCGAAAAAAUUGGGGAGCUCAACGUAUGUGCGUAAUGUUGAAGUGACCCCGGAAGAGCAAGCGGAGGCGGAAGACGCCCUCCGCAGCCUUCAGCGUGUUUACAUACACUCGAGUUCGAGCAAGAGGAGAGGCGCCAUUGGCUCCAAGCGCCAACAUCAAUCUCGUGGACGUCGCAACCGUUCCUUGGCGACCGCCCUGAAUACGGACUCGGAUGGCACUGAAUCAGACUCUGAUGCACACAAUCUUGUAUCUCGCGAUAUGAGCCCCGGGAAGCUCCAAAAGACUGCAAAGACCCACUCACCAGCCCAGGAAGCGCGAAGGCAACGCUUCAAUGUGCCCCACGCCGGUCCCGAGCUAGUAGUGCCGGCACCGCUGAAGGAGCAGCUGGCGUAGGCUCUUGAUGUCGUGCUGGGGAGACCAAGUUAUAAAAUUAUGCAUGUAAUUGCCUUUCGAGAUUGCAACCAGGUACCCUUCAUCAAAAUAUUGACGUGUUGAUAUUCUCGUUCCUUACACCACGCACAAUUACAGUGCAAGCACACUGCUUGAACUUCAAAGGUGCGG